Messenger RNA from Dentiscutata erythropus, 408 nucleotides. NCBI's taxonomy places the organism in Eukaryota, Fungi, Glomeromycota, Glomeromycetes, Diversisporales, Gigasporaceae. The record is from the annotation of a GenBank genome assembly.
AUGUCUAAGUCUAAAGAAUCACGUCAUUUUGCUAACCGUAGACAUUAUCAAAAAAAUCGGGAGAAAAUUCUUCAAAAACGUCGGGCUUCUCGUUUCGAAUUGCAGGCUCGUUUGGAAUAUCUUGAAAGUGCUCUAUCUCAGACACGUUUACUUCCUCCAAUUAGUGAGCUUUGGAAAUCCGACCUCCCUCCUAUUUGCAAUCUUUUGAAGCCUGAACUUCCACCUUUUAGUGAUCUUUUUAAUCCGAAUCCUCUCAAUACAAAGGAAAAAACACAUCGUACUAAUGAAUAUAACUUAGAUGUAAUAAAAUCUUUGGAAAAUAAUGUUUCAAUUAAUAUAGGUGGUGACGGUCUUGAAAUUAAAGGAAAAUGUAGAACUGAAUUUAAACCUUGGGUCCAAUUAGGAUGA